AAGGAGACCCCAGGGUUGAUACUACUUAUAAUACUUUAAUGUCCAGAAGAAUUUAGAAACAUCUAGAAGAAAAGGUGGACAAACAGCGGUGUCAGCAGGCUGAUCUCUUAGUCCGGCUCAGCUCUCCCGGAGAGGACAGACCCUGUGCCUGCGACUGUGUCCUCAGCCCUGCCAAGGAAGAUGCUGUGGGGACUAGCUCUGCUGUUACUCUGCGAGGUCUCCCUCCAGCCCUCAGCGAACGCUGUCAAAGUGUGUGGGCGCCCCCCGCUGAUAGAGAACGCGGAGAUGGAAGACGACAGGCGUGUGUUUGAGGCCGGAGAGGAGACCUUUUACACCUGCAAGCCCGGAUACAAAACCACAGGGGGCUCCAGGAAGGUGGUCUGCACCCUGUCUGGGGCCUGGAGCAGACCAACUCUGAAGUGCUCCCGAAAAUCCUGCCCCGUACCAGGACCUCUGCUGAACGGACAGAUCCAGUUUCCCGUCGACAUCAGCUUCCAGAGCGUCGUGAAUUUUACCUGCCAUGAAGGGUACGUGCUUCAGGGUGCCCACACCAGCCAGUGCCAGCACGACGGGACCUGGAGCCAGCCGCUGCCCGUUUGUGAAACCGUAACCUGUGGUCUCCCGGACAUACCCCAGUACGGACUGAUCCACCACACCAAGAAAAUCACAGGAAACACAACGCAGUUCGGAGAUGUGGUGAAGUAUGAGUGCUCUCCGCCUUACGCCCUGUUUGGGAAUGAGUUCGGAUCAUGCCAGGCGAAUGGGAAUUGGACCAAGCCUCCAGAGUGCAAAAUCGUGACUUGCCCGUUCCCCAGCGGAAUACCCAACGGGUUCAUGACGUUCGCUGUCGUGAGAGACUACGGCUACAGAGAGAAAAUUAAAUACGGCUGCAACCCUAGUUUCAUUCCGGAUGGCCCACUGGAAAUCCAGUGCGAGAAAACGGGAAACUGGUCCGCAAAGCCAGUCUGCAGAGCAUCCUGUAUAAUUGAUAUUCGAAGAGGACGCAUCUUUUAUAGUAGUAAAAAGAUAUGGAUUGAAGACCUGCCUGAGAAACGAGUGCAACAUUCUGAACAUGUGGCAUUUUACUGCAAAAAUGAGGAAAAGAAGUGUGGGUACCCAGUGGUGACCCAGUGUGUUGAUGGUACCCUGAAUAUCCCAGAAUGCUUCAAAGAACCUGGUGCAGUUGAAUACAAGUUAAAUUACAAGUCACUACCUUCAGAAAUUAAGAUGUGUUAAUUCCUCAUCAUUCUCUCUCACGAUACCAUGAAACAAAAAUAAUAAACUGUGUUUAUAACACCGCU
Messenger RNA from Lepisosteus oculatus (spotted gar), 1301 nucleotides. Its product is annotated as ntl-dependent gene 5. NCBI's taxonomy places the organism in Eukaryota, Metazoa, Chordata, Actinopteri, Semionotiformes, Lepisosteidae. The record is from RefSeq and is a predicted model, not a curated record.